Seminavis robusta is the source of this 2832-nucleotide messenger RNA. The record is from the annotation of a GenBank genome assembly. NCBI's taxonomy places the organism in Eukaryota, Bacillariophyta, Bacillariophyceae, Naviculales, Naviculaceae.
AUGGAGCGUGAAGGACUCGUCUACAAGGCCCUAGAGGUCUAUAGAAACAUCCCAGAAUGGGGUGAGACAUAUCUGUCUCGAGAGGAGUGCCUUAUUGCUGUUGGAAUGAACGCGAAUGAUGCUGGAUCUGAGGCAGCUAGAAAACAAUUUGACCGGAGACGCACGGGGAUGGAGCAACGCUAUGGUCGUCCGGAGCUUCCAGACACCAUUGAAGCCAACACCAAGCGAGCAGUAUUCCUAUGGCAGCGCAUUGUUGAAAUCCCUAGCACGGGAAGGAAGCUAACACAAGCCUAUGCCAUGGAAUUGGCAGGAUUUUCGAAAGAGAACCGAAAAGCUGGGGCGCAGUACAUGAAAGUUAGUCGAGCGAUCAAGACGUUCCAGAAGAAGCAAGCUCAACAAACUGCUCCUGUUGACGAUGUCCCUCCGGAGAAUCCAGUCCCUGCAGCUCCAGCUCCUGCUGCUAGGGUGCCAACUGCAGCCGCUGUCAGGCCUACCGGUAGGGUUCCAACUGCAGCCGCUUCCAGAUUCACUGGACCAGUGCUCGAGGUCGAGUUUGAUGAUUCCAGUGAUGCUUUGUUGUCUCCCAUUUCAGCUAUUGAGGAACCGAAUGCUGCGGUUGUAACCUUUGAUGAGGACAAGGAAGAAGCCUCUUUCUUCAACACACCACCAAACUUUCACAACACACAAAUGAACCUCCUCUUUGAUGAGGUUUAUUGUGGCAACAGCUUGUCGACUGCCCCCACCACCAAGCCAUCCAAUAGCAGUAUCAAGUCGAAUGUUGAAUGGAAAGGCGCAAGGAAGCCUCAAGGGAGCGUUCGCAGUGCGGUUUCUCACCUGACAACGUCAACUGACACCCGUCGAACCAGCAAGGCAGCUCAAAUUGAAAGGCAGUCACGCCGAGAAAUUGACAAUAUCCGAAAGUCAAUCUUCAAGGCAGCUACCGUGAUCUACAACGCGGUUCGGUUGAACGAAAAUACGCUGUCGAUUUUCAAGUCUGCAGAAGCCGUCGCAACAACGUUUAACAACCUGAUUGGAAUUGAUUCAAACUGCAAAGAUAGAUCAAAUCGUGAGCAAAUGAAGAGUGCGGUUGGAGAAAUAUUGAAUGGAAAGAGGCGAGCCGAAGGCCUGCCAGACAUGAACGAUGCUCGAUUCUAUCGUCGUAUUGAAGAGGAGAUCUGUCAUCUUCAGGAUUUAACAAAGGCAGACAGCAGAGAGUCUCUUCGUGUGCUCUGGUUGACUUACCAGUCACAGCUUCGUCACUAUGAGAAUUGGGAGCAUCAUGCAGUCGAUCUUGGAUUUGCUCGAGAGCUUACAGAAGACGAACGUCCAGCUGAAGAUGGCUACAUUGUGUGGCAUCCAGAUAGGCUCUCACAUGUUCUACAGUUUGAUGAGAUGAACCUUGCUCUAGAGGGAACAGAUGCUUCGAUUGGUGGAAGAGAGAGUCUUAUUCCAUCGGCAUCACGAAUGAAAGCCAAAUAUGGUUUCAACGAAGAGAGAUACCACAACGUACCAUUUGCCAUGAAUCCAAAGGGAGGCAUGACAGGAGACAUGCUAUAUGAAUACUUUGUGCGUUGUGUCCUUCCUCUCUAUCCGCAGAGUGCCGACAAUGCUGAUGGUCGAGUGUUGGUGAAGCUUGACUCUGGUCCUGGACGUCACAAUUGCAAGUGGCUUGCCAAGCUGCGAUCUGUCGGCUUUCAUAGUUAUCCAGGAAUGCCGAAUGGAACAUCCACGGGGCAAGAACUUGACCAGAUGUUUGGCUAUCUGAAGAAACUUAUAUACGACAAUCGGAAUAAGCUUUGGGCUUCACGAUUCCGUCUUGAAGGCGAAGCAGCGGCCUUAUCAAUGUCUGACAUUGGUGUCAUUAUCUUUGGCGGCGUUGUCACCCUGACUGAUGGCAGUAAGCUUGAGCUUGUGAAUGCUUUCUCUGAAGCGAUGGAUGCCAACCACAUUCACAAGGCGAUGGACAAAUGUGGCUACUGCCCGAGCACUCGCAGUACAUUGACGUCAUCGCAGAUUCGACAUGAAGUCGUGGAGACGGAGGAUGGGGAUAUUGAUGCGGAAGCCGACCCAUACGGAUCGCUUCUUGAUGAGCUUGAACGGCAGAACCGAGAGGCUUGUCGGGCCCUUGAGAUUGCAGGAUACGAAUUGGCUGACACUCUUCGGCGCUCAAUCAACAGAGUGACCGAGAACCAAGUUAGAGGAAGGGCAUCGUCCGUGACGUUGCCAAACACAAGAGAGAGACAGGAUGCCAUUAUGAAGGUUUCAACUGCGGGCGGUUGGUUUCAUGUAACGAAUGGUGGUGGUCCCAUGACUUGCGAUGAUGCUUUGAUUGCCUUUGCCCGGAAGGAUCAAGAAAAGCAAGUAAAAGAGCUAGAGAAAAAGAAGAAAGUGUUCAUGGCAUACGAAAAUAUUGCUGCUGCUGCCAAGGAGUUAAUGGAGUCUCGAAGAGACUUUUCGAAAUGGAGGAAGCCAGAGCUACAGCUAGCAAUUCAAUGGAAGCAAGGGCCGACUCCAACCGCACCAAACAAUGAGAAAACUGAUGGAAAAAAGGAUGGGCUUGUAGCCCUUUGGAGAAACAAGUACAACGAGAUACAAGCACCAACAGACGAGUGGACGGAAGCCGAUGAGGACAGACUUGAAGAUCUACGAAAUGGAGAGAUCGAAUGCUUCGAAACUGCCACCGGCUUGAAGCAUUGCUUUGAAACCGAAGACGAAGGUAUUGCUCUACGAAUUCUAUCUUUCAACAAGCAGCGUCGAAAGAAAGUGUUGCUCCGAGUGAUUGAACAGCUUCAGGAAGGCGAGUGGGACGAUAUUCAGAUCGACGUUCCAUGA